Molecule: messenger RNA, 10514 nt
Organism: Caenorhabditis auriculariae
Lineage: Eukaryota; Metazoa; Nematoda; Chromadorea; Rhabditida; Rhabditidae
Source: the annotation of a GenBank genome assembly
AUGUUCUCCUUAACAUCCGGAGAUUAUGAAUCAUAUAAAGGACCGCUAUUCCGUCACUUUUUGGGAAGCGUCGAAAGCUCAAACAAAAAAGGUUCCAAAGCCCCGGAGGCGGAAAACGACGAAGCUCGGAAAAAGGUGCAGCAAAAGUUCAUCGACAACUACUUCAGGCGUUUCAUCAAGUAUGUGUUCAGAAAAAGUAUUCUUUUUGAGAAUUGUGAAAAUGGUAUAGGAUUAUGGGAACAAUUCAGAUCAGGCGGAGAAACAAAUGACCAUUUCGACGGGACAAGGGUCCGACGCGAUGAAUUGGGAAUUCCACAAGACCUUGGGAGGCAAAAUUUCGUUGCAGUUCAACGAGAGUUCCACGAAAUACCUUCACUUGAGCACGUUAGUUACAGUUUCCUUCUGAUUUCAAUUCAUUUCAGGAGAAAAGGGUUUAUUUUCCUGAUAAUGAAGGAUCUGUAUUAUCUUAGACUUACUCGAAACCUUUAUCACUUAUUUUUCUUUACAAAAUUCAUCUUUUUUUCAAAAAUUUUGAAUUUUCGCCUUUGCAUUCUUAAAUAUAUAUAGUUUUAAGGUACCUCCUUGGCUCAUUCGACAUUUUGAAUACGCUCUACGACUUUCUAUAGAUUUUUCUAAACGAUCUGAAGUUCAAAAAGAUGAAGGUUCUUAAAAAAAUUUUUUUCAAUUCUUUUUUUCCUCCAGGAACUUCGACGUCUUCAGCGAGAGUUGCCGAUAGCGGAAAGAAGCAAGGAAAUAAUUGAAUUAUUAAAAAAAUGUGACAAAUUUUUUUCAACUUUUUCUGCUAAUAUUUCAAUUUCAGAAUCAAAUUUUGAUCAUCGCCGGAGACACGGGAUGCGGCAAGAGUACUCAGGUGUGAAAAACUUAAAAUUUAGGUAAGAAGUUUGUUUUUAGGUACCUCAAUACCUUCUUCAAGCUGGCUACUCGGCGAUCGCUUGUACCCAACCGAGAAGAAUCGCCUGCACGGCUUUGGCCAGAAGAGUCGCCUACGAGACUCUGAACGCCUAUGGAAGCGACGUCGCCUACCAAAUUCGGUUAGGAAUAGAGUUCGAAGCUAUUUUUCGUCAUGAAUUGAACGCUUGUAGAGCUUUGGUGCCACUUGGAGUGGCUCAGAGUGUCGCGGGUCUAGUUGUAGGGAUAAACAGAAAAGCUCCUCAGAAAGCCUUUUGGAAAAGUUUUUAAGGGUCACCCACAGAUCUUUCAAAUUCUUUUUUUCUUCUUUUUCACCUAAUAUAUUAAACAAAAAAAUGUGGAAAGCACUAAAAAAGAUUCCAGGGGAUUCAAAAAGGCGGAGUUCUCAUAUUUUUUUUUGCUUUCUUCGGAGGGUCUCUGAACGAGAUUUUCCGUUUUUUGUUUUUAAUGACCCAUUCUUAACGACUUGAAACUGUUUGAACUGUCUGCACUCUCUUUUCUCUAACUGACCACGUCGUAAAGACAUGAAAGAAGACCGUAGAAAAGGAGAGAGCGCAUAGAAAUCAGACUGUUUCAAGUAGUGAAUUUUUGUAUCCAGUUGUUUUUGGACCCUCAUCAAGUUGAAGUUUUAGUUUUUCUCAGUUUUUUUUUUCAGCUUGUCAAGUUUUUUUCCUCAAAGACCGUAUUUCUCUAUUACAUAUCUCGGUUCGAGACCUUUUCUUUUUGCAGUUUUUUGAAGCAUCUCUAAGCGAAGGCGCAAAAACGUUUUUGUUUACGGCAUCUUUUUUGCUGUAUUUUAAAACCUGUCCGUGUCGCGCGGAAUACUGAUUAGUUGAGUCUAGAUUUUUCAAUUUUUUGAUUUAUUUUCUAAAGCGAAAAUACGUGCUUUUUCUUAAAGCUGACUCGAAAUGACUCUAUUUUUGCAUUCUAGCUUCGAAACAACAAAAUCGAAGAAAACGAGGAUGCUUUUCCUCACCGAAGGACUGCUUCUGCGUCAGAUGGAGAAUGACUCGCUUCUAGAGAAAUACAACGUCGGUAGAGAUAUCCAAGUGAUCAUUUUAGGAAUUCAUCAGUUUAGGUUAUCAUUCUCGACGAGGUCCACGAAAGACACUUAACAUCGGAUUUGUUGAUUGGACUCUUAAGAGAUCUGGUCAGCAAGAGAGAAGAUCUGAAGCUGAUUCUGAUGUCCGCCACCAUCAAUCUCGAGCUUUUCAGCAACUAUUUCGAUGGGGCUCCAGUUAUUCAGGUCUGAAAUUCUUUUCGGAGUUCGAGAUCGCAUGGAAAAUAAAAAUUAAAAAGAAAAGAAAUAACAAACUACAAAAAAUCCGAAAUCUUGAAAUUUAUUGAAAAACCUUCCAGAAAUCGGGUCCAAAAAUUUUUCAGUGAUAGUAUGCUUUUCACAAAAAUUUUAAAUAAGGAUUUUAAAGCAGCAUAUUUUUUUGCACAGCUUAAAAAAACCUUGAAAAAUAUCUUUUUCCUUGCUGCCUUCUUUGAAAAUUCCUGCUCAGUUCGAACAAGAAUAAAAUUUAUAUAUUUUUUUAAUAAAAAAAGUUUUUUUCAUUCUUUGUCGUAGGUAAUGUUCAAAAUAAAUUCAUUCACUUUAGGUUCCCGGCCGCCUGUAUCCAAUCGAAGUGAAAUGGCAUCCGAUCAAGCAGUUCAUUGAAGUUUCCGAGAAGAAGAGCCAUAAAAUCGACCCGGAACCUUAUUUGAGAAUCCUUGAGGUUCUAGCUUGUUUUUUUGAAACCAGACAGAGUCCGUAAAAAGGCGUUAAAUUUUUCGAAUCGGCUUCUGGAUAAAUGCUAUCACAGACUAGCUUGGCAGUUUUCAAAUAGAGACACAAAAUUUCCUCGAAAAUCUAUAAGCCUCGAAAAUCCAUUCAGAGUUUUUAGAGAGUGUCCCCGUAACUCGUAAAGCGCAUAAAGAAGCACUAAAAUUUUUUAAAAGAUCUAUUGCUUGUUUCAACUGUAAUUUCCUUACUUUAUUGUGUAUUGUAGGAGCUAGAAUGAUUUUUUCAUAGGUAAAACGAGAAAUUUCCUUUGAAGCCCGAAAAAAAAACUGGAAAGGUUCCGCUAAAAGCCUCUAAAAUGAUGAAAAAAGAUUUUGAACAUUUUUUUCGCAUCCCCUGGAAUCUUCAUAGUUGUCUUUCAGCACCUUUUUUUAUUUAAAAAGGACGCAAAAAUUUUGAAAAAGAGGAAAAAAAUCUGUUGGGACCCUUAGAAGAUCUUUUUUUUUGAAAAACGCUUUUGAAGUGCUUUUUCUCGUUUUCCCUCAGUUUUCGAACAAAAAAAAAUGAAUUUUUUCAGCUAAUAGACAAGCAAACGCCGUCGACCCAACGCGGAGACGCUCUAAUUUUUCUGAACGGAGUCGCCGAAAUCACAACGGUCGCCGAGACCCUGAAAACCUAUGCGGAGAUGACCAAGGGCUGGAUCAUUCUCAUGCUUCACAGGUUUUUUGUGAUUAUAUUAUUUUUCUGGAUUGUGUUUUUUUUUAAGUACCUUGUCUGUGGAAGAGCAAGACAAAGUCUUCGAUAUUUCUCCAGCUGGCGUCAGAAAAUGUAUUUUGUCCACGAAUAUUGCCGAAACUUCCGUUACGAUCGACGGGAUCCGCUUUGUGAUCGAUUCUGGGAAGGUAAAAAUAUUCAAUAUGACUUUUUUUUUCAUGUAUCUGAUCGCUAUGGUAAAUUUCGCGCUAUAAAAAGUUCCAAAAAAAUGCCAAAAAUCUUCUUAUAUUCAAAAAAAUUUUUCGAAUCUCGCAAAAGUCUCGUAUUUUUUUCGAGAUCUUGGCAUUCAUAAAAAAAUAGCUCCCGAAAAAAAUUCAAAAAAAGCUUAAAUUUUUUUUUCAUCCAUAAAAAAAUAAUGAAUAUUUUCACUUAUUUGACUGAAAACUGUCAAGAAAUUAAAAAAACAAAAAAAAAUUUUUAAAAAAGUAAUUCUUUGUGAGUCGUUUUCGUAGAUAUUUUUCUUGACCCUCAACAGGACCUUCAAUAUAAAAAUCGAUGAAAAAGCGCUAUCAGAUUCUUUUGGAAAGUUAUGAAAUAUGAAGGAAAAAAGGAAAACUUUUCUCAUCACCUCUAUUCCAGGUGAAUCUGAUCAAGCACGAGCCAGGUACUGGCUCUCAAAAGCUCACGGAGUUCUGGGUGAGCAAGGCUUCAGCAAAUCAGAGGAAAGGUUGCUCAAAGGGGAAAAUUUGGAAGAUUUCGGCUCUUCAGGUCGCGCUGGCCGCACUGGCCCUGGAACUUGCUACCGACUUUAUUCCCAAGAACAGUUCGAGAAGAUGGAAGAUUUCACAGCUUCGGAAAUCAACCGUGUAUCUCUUCAGGAAAUGUCCUUGAGGAUUAUCAGUUUGAAUCUGGCUUGUAAGAUAUUCUUUGAAUUCCCUGGGCUUUUGCAAGGGCCGGCCCGUCAGAUUAUUGUUCCCAACACUGCCCGGCUUAAAAAUCGCGAAUCCUUUCAAGCCAAAUAUAAGACAUUUCUAUGAUAAAAGCCAUUUUGGUCUUUUGUCACUGAGAUAUAGCUGAUUCACGGCUGGCUUGAGCCAUUGAAAAAAGGGUCCUGACAUGAUAAUGCCCGAGAUAGCGCUUGGCUCGUGGAGAGCGCAGACAUGACACGCCCCCUUACUAUGAUUUAACAAGCGCAGAUUUUCACGCAAAAAAAUCAAGUCCAAAGCCCGGGCCGGCCCGGUCUGACCCACAGUCCUUCAAAAAAAUCAAUAAAGUUCAGUGGACCCUCGUACUUUCCCCUUCAUCGAGAAACCUUCAGAAGACUCACUCAACGAAGCCUUGGAGAUUCUGAAGUUCCAGGUUUUCAUUAAAUGUUUAUCGUUCCAAACUGUCCCAUUUUUCUGGGAGUUUUGCGAACUGACCGAGAAAAUUUGGCUCUGACAGCUCUUGGUGCUGCCGUUUCCAAGUUGCCUGUUGAUGUUCCCAUCGCCAAGGUUUUUCUUCAAUUUUGGGGAUUUUUUAAAAAGGGAAAGUUCAGAUGCUGGUUUAUGGAUGCGUGGUCGAUCAAUUAGAAGUGAUGUUGACUGUGGCGGCCGGGCUUUCCGUUCAAAGUCCCUUCACAAAUCGAUCUUAUAGGUUCGAUUUCAUCACUAGAUAAACUAUUUUGGCAUAUAAAAUAUGGAAAAAUUUGAAGACUGAUUUUUUUAAUGACUUCAGAGUAUGAUGCUAAAAAAAUAUCCUUCGAUCUCCUACUUUUUUUGAAGCAUUUUUCUUGAAAUUUCAAUAAACUCAAAAUUCUGGUAGUGUAACUGCAUCUUUAUUCUAAAAUUAAAAAUUUUAAAAUUGACAGGGAAAUUCUCGUUCAACAUAAAAAUAUGACACCUUCAUUAACAAGAAUAAAAAAAUGAAUGAAGAUUCUUGAAAAAAAGAAGUUGUGAUUUGAAAAAGUUCAUGGGUGGACCUGCUCCAUAUUUUUUUCAACGGGUAAUUUUUGGAAAAAGAGUGAAAAAAAUUCAAUUUCAUUCUUUUUCAUUGCUGGAAAAGGCCUGUUGGUUUUUUUAUGAUAGCUAUUUUUUUGAAGUUUUUCAAAUUAAAAAGGAUUUUUAGACAAUUUUAAGGCGUUAACGGUUUUUAAGAUACAUGUUUCUUCAUAAUAAGACAAGAUUCGAAGUCUGGUUUUAAAAAAAUUCCGGUCAUUAAAUUUGUAUAAAUUCACCUUUACUAUUUUUUAUUUAUUUUUUCGCAACAUCGGGAUGGUAUGGUGAUGUUGCAGGAGAGGGAAAAAAAGACCACUAUGUGGAUUAACUACUGAAUAUUUAUAUUUUUCCUCAAAAAAAUGCUCUCAAGUAAUUUAAAAAAAGUUUGUUUGCACAAACAUAUUUCGAUUUCAGGAUACAUUUUUUUCAAAAAAAGCUUCAUAUAAAAAUUCACUCAAAUAAUAUUUUUAAAGAAUAUUAUAAAUUAUCAAUCAAGCUUAAAACGACGUGUAUCAUCGCUUAAUGACCAGAAUCAUUUUAUACAGUUCACGAAAUGGGUUUGUCAUUUAAUUCAUUCUUUUCCAGGGAGUUGGACGUCGUUGAACGUCGUGCCUCCCUCACAAGUCCACUCGGAGAUCCGUUCACUCUGAUCGCUGUUUUUCGGUAGUUUUAAGAAGAUUUCACUCUAUAAACCUGUGGAGUUCAGGGAAUGGGUUAUGCAAAAAGCUUUUGAAGGCGGGACCAGAAAAUGGACCAUGGAAAACGGUAUUGAUGAGCAUCGGUUGUACGAAAUCAGCAAGCUUCGGGCUCAAUAUCGGUUUUUUUUUAAUCUGAAUAAUUCGAAUAAUUUGAAUAAUUCUUUAUCGUCCGUUGGGUUAACAUUUGUUUAAAAUUAAAAUUAUGAAAAUCUGAAUAUUGGGUGGUAUGAAAAAACACCAGCCAAAUUUCAAACGGCGACUUUUCUGAAUUUCUCAUAUUGCCAGGGAACACCUUUCCGCCGAAUCUUUUUUUCCGACUUUUUUUCUCGAUAAAACUCUUCGUUUUUAAAUCUUCCUAUAUAAAGUAGGUAGUUGGUUCAUGAUUAAAACACAAAGAAAUAGGAAAAAAAUGUUUAAAAAUGUUUUAUAAACGAAAAACAUAAAAGAAAAAAGUCGGAAAAAGAUUCGUCGGAAAGGUGGCCGUCGGAAAGUUCCCUAGCGAUAUGAAAAAAUCGGAAAAGUCGCCGUUUAAAUUUUCGCUGUUGUUUUUUUCAUACCACCGAAUAUUGAAAGUUUGUUUAAAAUAUUCGUAAGUUGAUUUUAGUCAUUUUUAUCAUAAUAUUCGACAAACUGUGUGGGAUGCGAAUUUAUUAAUAAUCUUCAUGAGACGAAACUUUUUUUGAGGUAUCAGAUUUGCAGUCUAGAAGUUUUUUUAGCUCUAAAUUCAUAAAGUUUAAAAAAAUCAUUAAAAAUGAGCCACGUAAAUUUAUGUUUACCGUUUUUUUCCUUUGCCGUAAAAAAAUGAAUUUUAAUUUUUCUUGGUUAAUGCUUUGGUGUACGGUUUUUUUCAAAAAAAUUUAUUUUUGCAUUUUUGAUCAGAUACCGAAAAAAAUUGCCCAACAGAACUGAGAUAAUCACUGAUUUCAUUUAAUUUCCCAUUCAGUCAGGUCCUUGAAGACGUCGGAAUGAUCAAGAAAGCUUCGGCUUCGGAAACCGGGGCCGACGAUUCAAGACAACGUCGGAUCGACCAGGGAGAAAGGAAGAAGUUGUUCGAUCUGAAAAGAACCGCCAGGCAAUUUUUCCCGCAAAAAUAUCAAAAAUUGGAUUUUUCAGAAAUAGUGACAAAACCAAGAAAGUUCUGAGCGCCAGCAAGCAUUUCGACACGAUUAUGAUGGAAAAGGAGGAGGAGGAUUUAGGUGGGAAACUUAAGAUCCCUGUUUCCAGUUCUGAUAUAAUAUUAUCGAAUCUAUCGAUAUCCAUUGAAAAGAACUUCUUAAACAAAGCUUAUAACUCAAGUUCAUGGUCUUUCUUUAUUUAGAAAAAAAUUGAGCUAGAGCUAUAAUUCUUCAUUUUACAUCAUUUUUUGAAGUAUACAGUACGUUAAAAAUUAUUUCUGAAGACUUUGAAGUCCCCAAUUCCUAUAAACAACAAUGAUACGGCUUUUGCCCUUGAGACCUCCUUUAAAUUAAACGACGCUCCUUUAAAACUUCGAGUAAGAUUUUUUGAACGGGCUUUUCUGAAAAACAAUCGAAAAAUUGAUAACGGAAUUUUUUUUAAACAAUUAAAUUUGCAUUUUCACUUGAUUCUCUGUUGGAAAAGUUGGCUCAUUUUUGCUAAUUAAAAAAUUAUUCCUAAUAUUUUUGACCUGUGAUUUUUUUCUAUCUCAUUUUUUUGACUCAUUUAUUGAUGAUUUUUAAAAAAAUCUAUUUUUUUCUUGACUGUGGGAUUUUUUUCCCUUUUUUUCAUUCAAUCUGUAGGAAUCUCGCUCAAAAAUCUCUCGAUUUUUUUGAUCUGAUUUCAGUUUUUUUAAAAAUUAAAAUUAUUAUAAAUAACCAGAAUCUAUAAACUGACCAAUUACUUGGUCAUUUGAAUAAUCUCCCGCGCACGAAAAAAAAAUUGGUCUGAAAACUGAUUUUUUUAGCUCCAAAAAUGUCUUACAUCGAGUUUUUUUUAAGAAUAAAAUAAAACACUGCCAUUUGAAACUUUUAAAAUUUUUUCCCAAUUUUAUCGGACUUCCAGAAGCCGAGGCAGAUCCUCUGAAGGCUGACGUGAAAACGAUCGAAUUUCUUCUCGGCCACAAACAGAGGGACGUCGACGCCAUCAGAAGCACCCAUCGGUUACGAAGACGUGACGCCGAGGUGAUUCAGAAGACGUCAUCAAUCCAAAAAGUUGUUUCAAGGUGAUAAGGACGAUCAUCACCUGCGGCCUGUACCCGAAUUUCUCCGUCCUCGAUCCGGUUAAUAAGUAUCAGGUGGGCUUGACUGGUACUUAAAACCGACUCAUUGGCCAGAAAAUUGGUGGAAUUUAAAAAAUAGUUCCAAGAAAAAGCUACUUUUUCGGCCUCGUUUUUUUUUUCUAAAAUGUCAAUUUUUAGCACGGCCAAGAGAUGUUUGUACAUACAAGGAUGAAACCUUUCACGCAGAUCCAUCCGAAUUCGUCUAUUGCUCAGUAUCAUGCCGGUAAGUCUGAAUUUAGGGACCACCGUGAGGAGCCUUGAAGGUCCCCCUCUAGGGGUCACUUUACCUCACCUGUAGGGUCAAUAAAACUUGCAAAGAUGGCCCCUAUAGGGAACAUUUUAUUCGAUUAUUUUUAUGAACUCUAUAAGAAGAAGCAUUUCCAUGCGAAAAAAUCAGAAAAUUAGCGUUAUUUGAAUGAAAAUAUCAAAAGAGGAUGAAUUGACCAAGUCUUUUUUGGACUGUCGAAUCUUAAAAAAUAUUAUUGAAAGACCCCAAAGGGACCACUUGAGCUUAGGGGUUAGUGUUCGGACUCUAAACCCCUAUAGUGUUCCUAAAAUUUUGACCACAAAAACCUCUAAGCCCGAACCCCUAGACACCUAAGAACCCUAAGCCAUAAGUCCUAACCCCAUAGACCCCUAAGAACCCUAAGACCCCUAAAAGGGUCCCUGAAACAACAAACCCCUGAAGGGAUCCUUUAAAAAUUCCUGGAAGUCACCUGAAUUUACCCCCAUAGCAAGCACUUUUCUGUCCCCUACGAGGGCAGAUCUUCCCCUAACCCCUAUAGGGACCACCCUGGCGUCCCUUGAAAAGAUGAAGUCCUCUAAUUGAUUGCAUUUAUUUAGAAAGCAUCGAUCCUCGAACAGAUUCUGAAGGGAGGUCCGCCUUUCAUCAAAUUCCUUUCUAUGGGGUUCUUUUGGAAACAACCAAGCCUUAUAUUUGCAAUUUGGUGCCUGUUCCCGCACUUUCUCUCCUCUUGGUCGCAAAAAAGGUUCUUUUUUUUUGUAAUUUCAUUAAAUAAUAAAAAUUUCAAAAACAGAUUGUCUGUGAUGACUCGGUGACUUUAUUGAUCGACGACUUUGUUGAAAUCAAAAUGAGGAAUUCCGAAGAAUGCCGUGAGAUUAUAUUGGAUGCCAACGAAAUUCGGUACGACCUGGCAAGAGGUAUUUUCUUAUAAAACUUGAAUUGAAGAAUGUCAAUUUUCAGGCUUGGCCGCAAAAUUGUCCGGGGAAGAGUACAGCUGCCGGCGGCUGAUUCGCGGAAUCGACAAAUUUUGUGAACUUUUGACCGAUAAAGGCAGGGAAAUCUCGUGAGUUUUGCUAGAGUACAGAGUAUGUAGCCUAAUCAUGGCUAUAGCCUAUUCCGCGCCAGCUUGCCACGUUUUUCUUUCCGCCAAAAAGACCGUAUACCAAAUGAGAUCAAACUUCUGCGUUUAUAAUGGCAAAUAACAAAGGUUUUGAAGCGAAAGGUGGUUAAAUUUGACCUGGCCUUUUGGCGGAAAGAAAAACGUGACAAGCUAGCGCGGAAUGGCCUCUAGCUCGGGACAGGGCCGUCUGCGCUCUCCACCAUUCGAGCACUGUCUCUUUAUCUCAAAUCAACCAACGUCAUUACUAUCAGAUUAAAACGCCUGGUGAGCCCUCCAAGGCAACUCGUCGGCUGUGGAAUCUUCAUGCCGGAAGGACGAAUUGACCAGCACGGCGACCUGGACGACAUCCUCGAAGCCACCGCCGAAGACGUUGAAAGACGAGAAAUGGAAGAAGCUCUUCGGAAAGAACAGGACGACGAAGACCGGAAAGUCCUCUCCCUGCUGGUUUGUUUGAAAAUGAGCGGAAGCGAGAGAUAAGGACCACCUGAAGAGACGCCAGAGAAUUCGGUGGUCGUUUUUUUCUCUGGCGUCUCUUCAGACCGAUGCUGCUCUCUCGCUUGUGCUUUUUAGGCUUACCGUCAUAAGCUGUGAUUACAUCUUCGGAUCAUACUUUGAAACACUUUUAAAUUUUUUCCCUACAAUUUUCCUGACAUUUUUCGAAAAAAUAUCCCCUUCCAGGCUGGCGACAAAAUGUGCCCUCCUACGAAGGAAAUGGUCGAGGAGGCUGAAGAGAAAAAACAAGUUCCCCAAGUCAAGGAGUCGUACUACGAGAAGCUUCUCAAGCGCCAACAGCAGAAAAACGCGGAACAAGUGGAAGUUGUCGAAAAACGGGUCAAAACUGAACACUUUGAAGAAGAAGAAGAAGAAUAA